AUGGGACAGAUGUACGGGAUAGGAGAGAGCUGGAUAACCAGUGACUGUUACCAGUGUGUCUGCAUGGAGCCUUUUGGAGUAGGAUGCUGUGACCACGGACCUCAACCUGUGGACUAUCCAGACUGGUGUGAGGUCAUCCGUAAACCUGACUCAUGUCACCUGGUUUUGGACCUGAACCACAUGCUGCGCCCGGCCAAAUCUCCGGAGAAAUGUGACCUUCAGCUUCUUCAGCAGGCGGGGGGGAAGCUGGUGUCUCUGUUCGAGCAGAAGACUUGUGCUGCGGUUGUGUUGAACAGAUUCUACCUGCCCAAGAGGUUCUCCGACUGCAACGUGGAGGAGUACUAUAACUUUUUGAACAGCGGUGGAGGAGCCUGCCUGUUCAACAAACCUCUGAAGCUGCUGGACCCUCCUAUUUGUGGAAAUGGCUUUGUGGAGCCGGGAGAGGAGUGUGACUGUGGCAGCCCGGCGGAGUGUGCCAUAGAGGGGGAGGCCUGCUGUGACAAGUGCACCCUGACCCAAGGCUCCAAGUGCAGCAACGGACUCUGCUGCGACAGCUGCCAGAUGGAGCUCGCGGGAGUCGUGUGCAGAGAUGCAGUGAACGACUGUGACAUCCCAGAAAACUGCACAGGCAACUCCAGCCAGUGUCCAGCUAAUGUGCACAAGAUGGAUGGCUACACGUGUGAAAAGGACCAGGGUCGCUGCUUCAAUGGAAGAUGCAAAACCAAAGACAGACAGUGCAAGUACAUCUGGGGAGAGAAGGCAACAGCGGCCGAUAAGUUCUGUUACGAGAAGCUGAACAUCGAGGGGACAGAGAAGGGAAACUGUGGGAAGGACAAGGACACCUGGAUCCAGUGUAACAAACAGGAUGUUCAUUGUGGGUAUCUGCUGUGCUCCAACAUCUCCCCCUCCCCGCGACUUGGAGAGAUGCAGGGAGGACUCACCUCCUUCUCAGUGGCCCGGCACAGUGCUUCUCUUGACUGCAGCGGGGCUCACGUGGUGAUCGACGGAGACACUGACCUGGGAUACGUCGAGGACGGGACGGCCUGUGGGACCGACCACAUCUGCUUCAAUCACAAAUGUAUCCAGAUCCAACAGUUCAACUUCAGCACCUGUCCCGGGUCCACUGACAAGAUGGUCUGCUCCGGACACGGGGUGUGCAGCAGUGAACUGAAGUGUGUGUGUAACCUGGGCUGGGCGGGGGAGGACUGUAACUCCACGUCUCCUCUCAGCUAUCCAGUGGUCGGACCCACCGCCCCAGAUUCUGGUUACACCAGUGCCAACAUCAUCAUCGGGGCCAUCGCCGGCUCCAUCCUCUUCCUCGCCCUCAUCCUGGCUGCUACAGCCUGGGGUUACAAGAGCUACAAGCAGAGACGCUAUGAAGAAUCUGAAGUUCACCGAAGAUUCUGCCGGCAAAUGCCCCCAGGUGACUAUGUAACAAAGCCUGGGGAUGCAGACUCAUUUUACAGUGACAUGCCUCCGGGGGUCAGCACUAACUCCGGCUGCAGCUCCAAGAAGAGGUCAGCCUGCCGUCAGAUUUGCUCCCUGUCCUUCACUCCCUCCAUCCCAUCCAUUUCUCAGAACAUCUCAGUGUUUGGCUUCAGAUCUAAUGGCCUAUCACACUCGUGGAGCGAGAGAAUCCCAGAUGCCAAACACAUCUCUGACAUCUGUGAAAAUGGGCGACCGAGAAGCAACUCAUGGCAAGGAAAUCUGAGUGGGAAUCGUAAGAAACUGAAAGGAAAGAAGUUCCGUGCUCGCUCCAACUCCACAGAGACGCUGUCCCCUGCCAAGUCUCCCACUUCCUCUACAGGAUCUAUUGCAUCCAGCAGGAGAUACCCUUACCCCAUGCCCCCCCUCCCCGAUGACAAGAGGAAAGCCAACAGGCAGAGUGCCAGGCUGUGGGAGACAUCGAUAUAACCGCCUUCUUACCCGCUCUGCAAAAGAUCUUAAGGAAUUACACUUGUGUCUCCUUUUCUAUGAAUGAAAAACACAAAAACAAAACAAAAUUGACUCUAAACGAUUUAAGAGAAAUGGAGAGAAAGCCCCCCACUGGAGUGGAAAUAGGCAAAGGUGUGUGUGAGUGAGUGUGUACAAGCAUCUCCGAGGCUUUUCUUGCCACACGGCGUCAUUCAGCGGGUGACCAUGCGGAUUGCCGGCGGAGAAACCAGCUCCACAUCCACUCCAGAUCAGCUGGAGCUCAGACUGAGCUGUUCCUGUCUGCUCAGGCCUCAUUUAUGGGGCUGGAACCCCCCCCACCCCGACCCCCAACCUUACCUUACACCUCACACAACCUCUUUACAUCCCCUCUCGUCACUUCAACGCCCCUUCCCCGUGUUUUGAGCUCCUCUCUAAAAGGAGCAGUGGAGCCAGGAGCAGGUCAUCGUAUCACUCUGCACCUCUGGAUCAUUCUGACGCACGUGAAUCACUGUAGAAACUCCAACACUGUAUGCAUGAGACAACCCUGUUUAUUACAACCUCCUCCUACUGAAGACACGAGAAGAACCCAAGUCUGAUCUGAGAGGAAAGCAUGCGAGGGGGCAGUGAUUUUAAUACUUUCUGUAGGCUUAGGCACUUUCUCUCCACUAUAGGUAACCCAUAUAGUAUCACCAGUUAUAGCCCAUAAGCCCCUGACCCCACCCUGCUCCUCCUGCCCCUCGGUUUGUUCGUGCUGUGUACAUAUGUACAGUGAAAAUACACACAGAGUAUGUUUUUUGCUUUUAUUUUGACAAUAGAGUCGUCUCUUCCUGCUGUAUUGUGUUGUAGACAGAAGCGGAUUCUCUGUAGAAAAGCGUAAGACACCCCCCGCGCCCGUUCUUCUGUCUGUGUUUCUAUUUUUCGUCCUCUUAUUUUUCACUCCUCUGGCUUUUUUCUGUGUGAUUGUGGCCUCUAUAGCUUUCUCCAUCCACAGCAGAAUGUAAAGGUGUUUUUUUUACAUUAUCUUAGCACUGGUUUUUAUUCAUCUCUGGGAGAAAUACACAAACAUCCAGUAAUAACUGAGGAUUAUUUGAGUGGAUUGUGGCACUUUAAGAGUGUUGAUGAGUAUUAUUUAGGAAGAAUUCAAUAGUUUUAUGUGCCAUUCCUGAGUGAAAUGAAUGGGAUGUGUUUGGUGUAGUUAUAGGCGUGCCAAUUUUCACUCAUUUUUGGAAAUUCACCAUUGAUAAUGUUAAGAUGUGUUUAGUUCCCUAAAUUCUACAUUUGGAGCUUUUUGAGGCCAACGUGCUCCUUUUUCUACAAUAGGCAGCACACGAGGUGGCUCAGAUGAGAUGUGAGAAUAACAUGAGUGCGGAUGAUGACCUGAUUAAGACAAGGAAUCUGGAAACUGUGAUCGAAAUGUGCAUUUUGGAUUUAGCUGUAUUGAUUGAGAUAUUUAGCCUUGUAAAUGAUUAACUAUGCUGUACAGUGCUUGCUAUUUGAGCUUGUGAAGACCGACAGCAUGACAGUUCUAUAAUCAAAUUAAGUUAUUUCUCUGGUAGGCUAUUUGUGAGACCAUAACGGUAAACAAGCAUGUCACUGAAGGACUUUUUUUUCCAUCAUUGCCUUUUUGCUGUUGUCCAAAUGGGUUUUCGUACUGUAAGCAAAUUCAGGACAAUUCAUGGCAGAAAGUCGCAGGGUCUAAACAUUAUUGAGAAUGGAGGACACAGUUUUUGUGCUGAUUUAACGCCAGUGCAGCUAUUUAAGGUGGACUUUGGAAAUGUAUCACUCCCCAAAAGCAAGUUCUUUGUACAGUUACGACUUAUUGUUCUACCUUGUGUAGAAAUGGUCGUCUCAAGGCCUCCUGUUCGUCAUUUUACCGUCGUUAGUUUUUGUUCAGGUGUGGGCACUUGGUCAUUUGUAAUUCAUGUAUGCAUUAGGACUGUAUAGGUAAUACGAUCUUCACAAUAUUGGAA
This is a messenger RNA of Notothenia coriiceps (black rockcod), 3884 nucleotides long. RefSeq names its product ADAM metallopeptidase domain 22 (gene adam22). NCBI's taxonomy places the organism in Eukaryota, Metazoa, Chordata, Actinopteri, Perciformes, Nototheniidae. Gene Ontology annotation, biological process: proteolysis. Gene Ontology annotation, molecular function: metalloendopeptidase activity. Bases 1 to 1914 code for a protein of 637 amino acids. The transcript has 20 exons. The record is from RefSeq and is a predicted model, not a curated record. Gene Ontology annotation, cellular component: postsynaptic density membrane.